AUGGAGCAAGAAGGUAUGGUCGUCUCCUGCAACUCCGGCGGGUCGUCGUCGACUGAAUCCAAGCCAGAGGACUUGGUAGCAAUGGAGGAAGACGAGUUCCAGGACUUGGGCGGCGGCCAUCAGGCGGUCGAGCUGCGGGUUCGCCCGUCGUCGCGGUACAAGGGCGUCGUGCCGCAGCCGAACGGGCGUUGGGGCGCGCAGAUCUACGAGCGCCACUCGCGGGUGUGGCUCGGGACGUUCCCCGACGAGGACGCCGCCGCACGCGCCUACGACGUGGCCGCGCUCCGCUUCCGCGGCCGCGAGGCCGUCACCAACCGAGUCACGCCGGAGGGCGCGUCCGCCGGCGAGCUCGCCUUCCUGGCCGCGCACUCCAAGGCGGAGAUCGUGGACAUGCUGCGGAAGCACACCUACGACGACGAGCUCCAGCAGGGCCUGCGCCGCGGCGCCCGCGCGCAGCCGACGCCGCGGUGGGCGCGUGAGCCGCUGUUCGAGAAGGCCGUGACGCCGAGCGACGUCGGCAAGCUCAACCGCCUCGUCGUGCCGAAGCAGCAGGCCGAGAAGCACUUCCCUUUCCCGCUCCGCCGGAGCUCCGACGCCGCCGCCGCGGCCACCGGCAAGGGCGUGCUGCUCAACUUCGAGGACGGCGACGGCAAGGUGUGGCGGUUCCGGUACUCGUACUGGAACAGCAGCCAGAGCUACGUGCUCACCAAGGGCUGGAGCCGCUUCGUCAGGGAGAAGGGGCUCCGGCCAGGCGACACGGUGGCCUUCUCCCAGUCGGCGUGGGGGACGGACAAGCACCUGCUCAUCGACUGCAAGAAGAUGCAGAGGAACCAGGAGACCCACGCGAUUGCCGACGACGAGGCCCGUGUCGUCAAGCUGUUCGGCGUUGACAUUGCCGGAGACAAGGGCGUGCCACAAAGGUAACACACAGCUAGCUAGCUGCAUCGAUCAUGCAUGGCACCGUCGUCUUCUUCUUCUUCAUCUUCUUCGGAUCUUCUUCUUCUUCUCCUCCUCCUCCUGAUCGAUCUUCUGGUGCUACCCUAGUGUGAUCGAUGAUCCGCCUCAU
Oryza brachyantha (malo sina) is the source of this 1066-nucleotide messenger RNA. Its product is annotated as putative AP2/ERF and B3 domain-containing protein Os01g0140700. The record is from RefSeq and is a predicted model, not a curated record. The transcript has a single exon. Bases 1 to 924 code for a protein of 307 amino acids. Gene Ontology annotation, biological process: regulation of DNA-templated transcription. Lineage: Eukaryota; Viridiplantae; Streptophyta; Magnoliopsida; Poales; Poaceae. Gene Ontology annotation, molecular function: DNA binding; DNA-binding transcription factor activity.